Messenger RNA from Triticum aestivum (bread wheat), 2100 nucleotides. Its product is annotated as F-box/LRR-repeat protein At3g59190. Bases 181 to 1614 code for a protein of 477 amino acids. The transcript has 2 exons. NCBI's taxonomy places the organism in Eukaryota, Viridiplantae, Streptophyta, Magnoliopsida, Poales, Poaceae. The record is from RefSeq and is a predicted model, not a curated record. Gene Ontology annotation, molecular function: protein binding.
AAAAAAAAAGGUUUACAGGAGGCACCACUCCCCAAGAUCCAGAACCUCUCCGUCGCGGCGGGCGGCGGCAAAACCUAGCGCUCCAUCGCCGCUCCGUUCCCCAGCCGCGUCGGGCCGCGAGGGGCGGCUGUCGACGAGGAGCUGUGGGCGAAGUAUUGACGCCAAAUCUUCCGUCCGUACAUGGAGAAUAAGGAGGCUGCGGGCGCGGCUGCGGGCGCGGCGGCGGCCGAAUCCGACGGGACCGCAGAGAAGCGGGCACGGAGUGGCGACUGCGACGACACCGCCGACGAUUUCAUCAGCAGUCUCCCCGACGCCGUCCUCGGCACCAUCAUCUCCCUCCUCCCCACCAAGGACGGCGGCCGGACGCGGGUCCUCUCCCGCCGAUGGCGCCACCUCUGGCGCUCCGCGCCUCUCAACCUCGAGGUCAGCACCCGACCCCCCGAUGCCGACGCCGACGCCCACGCCGCCGGGCCCGUCCCCACCCCCUCACGCGUCCUGCCCUCCGCCGUCUCCGAGAUAAUCUCCAAACACCCUGGCCCCGCACGCCGAUUCUCCCUCCACUGCCGCGGCGACGGCGACCUCUGCCCCCAGGCGGCGGAGAGCUGGCUUUGCUCCCGCGCCCUCGCCAACCUCCAGGAGCUCGAUAUCAGCUACGCCGAACCCCCGCUGCUGACAUCGGUUCUCCGCUCUGCGCCCAACAUCCUUGUCGCCAAGAUCAGCCAUGGUGAUUUCGAGCCGGCCAUGAUCAAUUUCCCCUUCCUCAAGAAGCUCUCCCUGUUUCGCCUUACCAUCUCAGCGGACCUCUUCCCCGGACUGUUAUCCUGCUGCCAUGCCUUGGAGAGCCUAUCCAUGACCAAAGUUCGUGCUGUGGGCUGUCUCCGUCUUAGCUCGCCGACCAUUAGGACCAUCAUCUUCCGUCAUAGCUAUGGUGAAACCGCGGAACUGGUCAUCGAGGAUGCUCCUCGCCUUGUGAGGUUACUAGUGCCUUAUUGUGAGAGGGAUGAUAGUGUGACUGUCAGGGUAAUUAGGGCGCCUAAUCUGGAGAUAUUGGGCCCUUUCUUCGUUGUUGUCUCCAAGCUCCUACUCUUCCAGGUAGCAUCAGGGUCAUCUUUGAAUCUUGCUGUCGGUCGGCAUUUCUACAUGGAGAUAAUAUUUUUGAUGUUCAUUGUUUGCUUUCCUCAGGGAAUAAGCCUGGUCAGCUCCACAAACUCGAUGCGCACCUUGAAGGUUUUGGCUCUCAAGUCUUCUGGGCAGAAAUUGAAUGCAGUUCUUAACAUCCUUAGGGGGUUCCCCUGUUUGGAAAAGCUUUGUGUUAUUUUUCAUACAAACCGUGAGAGGAAUGACGAAAAUGAGCCUCAGUAUGAUCCACUACAUCCAGUCGAAUGCCUUGAGACCCGUCUAAAAAAAGUGGUGUUUAAGUCAUUUGAGGGCUAUGGCAAACAGGUUGACUUUGCGAAAUUCUUUGUAUUGAAUGCAAAGGUGCUAGACAAAAUAGAAUUCGAAGUAAGAAAUCAGUACAGCAGUGAGACAGUGGCUUAUGAACACAGGCUGCUACAAGUGGAAAACAGAGCUUCCCGAGAGGCUCGGGUUGAAUUCAGGACUACUUCAUACUGACAGAGUACCAUGUCAACAAGCGUAUCCAUGAUUUGUCAGUGACCGGCCCCUUCAGACAGCCAUAGACAGCAUUGAUGCCUGAAGAUUGCACUGUCCUGUGCUCAUUUUGUAAAUGGCGUCGAUGCCUGAAGAUUGCAUUGUCUUCUGCAUAAGUCUGCUCUAUUUCUAGUCUAAAGUUCCUCUAUAAUAAUUCCAGAACUUAUGAAGUUACCCCUGUUAAAACAGCAAAAGAUGGUUUUGGAUGUAAAAAUAAUGCACUUUGGGAAAUCUCUGAUGGGGAGGAAUGCAGAAAUAUUGCUGCCGAAAGUUUUAACCGGAGGGAGCUGGUAGGUGAUAACCUCAUCUGCUGAAACUACUCACAUCACCUUACCCUUACCCUAUGCAAUUGUGGCUUUGUUCUGCCUAAGCUGGUCUAGAAACAUGUGACUGUGUGGGAAACUUAAUUGUCCUUUCAGCUAUAAACAAAAGCACGAGAUAUUUCAUUUC